This is a messenger RNA of Leptopilina heterotoma, 623 nucleotides long. It is a transcript of the gene SmD3, whose product is annotated as small nuclear ribonucleoprotein Sm D3. The record is from RefSeq and is a predicted model, not a curated record. Gene Ontology annotation, cellular component: U4 snRNP; SMN-Sm protein complex; commitment complex. Gene Ontology annotation, biological process: spliceosomal snRNP assembly; RNA processing. Gene Ontology annotation, molecular function: RNA binding. The coding region runs from base 174 to 602 and encodes 142 amino acids. NCBI's taxonomy places the organism in Eukaryota, Metazoa, Arthropoda, Insecta, Hymenoptera, Figitidae. The transcript has 2 exons.
AAAAAUGGCGAUUCUCAUUCUGUAACUACGUGACGCGUUGUGUGUUGUGUUUUAUACAAAUUUUUGUAAACUUUCAUUUUUUUACUACAAUAGUUUAGUAAAAAAAAGAAAAUAAUUUUUUCAAUUUCAAUUUGUUAAUUGUCGGUUUUUUUCGUAAAGAAAAUCGUGGCAAAAUGUCAAUUGGCGUGCCAAUAAAAGUACUUCACGAAGCCGAGGGACACAUUGUCACCUGUGAGACAAACACCGGCGAAGUUUAUCGUGGUAAAUUAAUUGAAGCCGAGGACAAUAUGAAUUGUCAAAUGCAAAAUAUCACCGUUACCUAUCGUGACGGACGUACGGCACAACUUGAAAAUGUUUACAUUCGCGGAUCAAAAAUGCGAUUUCUGAUACUGCCUGACAUGUUAAAGAAUGCUCCGAUGUUCAAGAGACCUGGUGGAAAGGGCUCGGGAACAGCGGGACGGGGAAAAUCGGCUAUUUUACGAGCUCAAGCGAGAGGAAGAGGUCGGGGUCAAAGUCAAAGAGGCAGGGGAACCGGAACUGCUCCUUGGUUGAAUCAACAAAAUCAAACUGGAGCUCCACAACCCGGACGGGGAAGAGGAUAAUAAAUUUUUAGCAUUAAUCAA